UGGUCCCUAUGACAACGGACUGUACACUACCGCAACGGCUCAAGCCUGCUUCUGCUCCAAAGUCAUGGCCAACCUACAGGAACGUAAAAGUUUCUCCAAGUCAAGAAUAAGUAUACAAGCCUCAGGAGGGACUCCGGAAGCCAAGGGCAUUGAGAAACGCAAGCUUUCUCAGAAACGAAGGACACUGCCCUUGCAGUUAUCCAUGGAUGGCCACCUGUCACCAUGGCCUACAUACACCAGUGGCCAGACGAUUCUAUAUAAUCGAAAGCCCUGUUCAGAUGACAGCCGGAAUCGAGCCAAUACCUGCCAGCAGCAGUCCAUGAACAUCUCCAAGCCCAAGUACCUGGAGCAACUAGAGAACUACCUGCGCAAGGAACUCCUCCUGCUGGACCUGAGCACGGAUUCUGCACAGGAACUGAGGCUGCAGCCUUACAGGGAGAUCUUUGAGUUCUUCAUAGAGGAUUUCAAGACAUACAAGCCAUUGUUAUCCUCCAUCAAGAAUGCGUACGAGGUGAUGCUAGCCCACCAAAAGGAGAAAAUCCGGUCCCUGGAGCCCCUGAAGGCCAAGAUUGUCACCAUGAACGAGGACUGCAGUGAGAGGGUCCUGGCCAUGAGGGCUGAGGAGAGGUACGAAAUCUCUGUGCUCAAGAAAGAGAAGAUGAAUUUGCUAAAACUAAUUGACAAAAAGAACGAAGAGAAGAUCUCACUGCAGAGCGAGGUAGCUAAACUGAGGAGGAGCCUGGCUGAGGAAUAUCUGCGUUAUCUUACCGAACGAGAUGCCCGAAAAAUUCUGAUCGGGGACCUGAAUGAACUGAGGUACCAGCAAGAAGACAUGUCACUAGCCCAGAACCCAGCAGGUGCAUCUCUGGCAGGUGUUCCGAGAGAAGACCCAAUGAAGCUAACAUUGGCACUGAAGAUGACUCGACAAGACCUGACUCGCACACAGAUGGAACUUAACACAAUGAAAGCCAACUCUGGAGAUGUGGUACCCAGAAGAGACUUGGAAAUGCAAGAGAAGACCAACAUGGAGCUUCAAGAGCAGCUAGAAAGCCUGAGAGCCGACUAUGAAGAAGUCCGAAAGGAACACGAGCUGCUGCUGCAGUUGCAUAUGAACACACUAAAGGAGCGGGACCAGUUCUAUAAUGAGCUGCAGGAGAUCCAGCGCACCUCCACACCGCGACCUGACUGGACCAAAUGCGAAAGUAUCAUAGCAGGGGGCCCAGAGCGCUGGCUAGUGCUGGCUGAAGGGAAGAACAGUGACCAGCUGGUGGAUGUGCUCCUGGAGGAAAUUGGCAUGGGUCUGCUUCGGGAGAAAGACUUCUUCCCUGGCCUGGGCUUUGGGGACGCCAUCCCCCCCUUCCUUCGGUUUGAUGGCCCUGUGAAGAACAAGAAGCCAAGCAAGAAGGAGGUGGUAAACCUCCUUAAGGAUGCCUGGAAGGAACGCAUUGCAGAGGAGCAGAAGGAGUCAUUUCCAGAUUUCUUCUUCAAUUUUCUGGAGCGUCGCUUUGGGGUCAAUGAAGCCAUGGCCUGGGCUUACACCAUUUUUGAAAAUAUCAAGCUCUUUCGUUCCAGUGAGAUCAUGAAUCAGUUCUAUGCGGUAUUGAUGGGAAAGAAUUUGGAGAGUGUAUAUAUCAAUCAAAAAGAGACACUGUCCCAUCUGCUGAAGGAGUUGAUAAGCGUUGACACUCAGAACGAGGGAUCAAUCACCAUGGAACAGUUCAGCACCAUCCUCAAGACUAACUUUCCUCUCAAGAAGGAAGAGCAGAUUCAGGAGCUGAUGGAGGCAGUAGGCUGGGGUCCAGACAGCAGCAACUCAGACAUGUUAAACUACCGAUCUUUGUUUCAUGAGGAUGAGGAAGGGCAGAGCGAGCCGUUUGUGCAGAGGCUGUGGGAACAGUAUGAAAGUGAGAAGGAAGCCUACUUAGAAGAACUGAAGCAGGAGCUAGACCUGGAUCCUCUUGAAGAGGUGACCCUACUGAAGAUGCGUGGGACCCUGAUGAACAUGGAUCCUACCAUGGACAAGCAGACUCUGAGUGCCUACCUGAGCCAGGCCUAUCAGAUCCCUGCGAUUGAUGUGCCACUGGAGGAUGAGGAGAGGCAGGGGAUAAUCUCGAUAAAGGUUGAGACUGCGCUUGAUCGACUUAGGAUGGCAGACACGAAGCGUGUAGGACCACGAGAGCCAGAGCCAGCAAGCUAGAGCCAGCCCUGCCCCCCUGGCAACAGAAAUACAAUAUCGCUAACUUU
Mus caroli (Ryukyu mouse) is the source of this 2244-nucleotide messenger RNA. It is a transcript of the gene Tsnaxip1, whose product is annotated as translin associated factor X interacting protein 1. Gene Ontology annotation, cellular component: cytoplasm. NCBI's taxonomy places the organism in Eukaryota, Metazoa, Chordata, Mammalia, Rodentia, Muridae. The record is from RefSeq and is a predicted model, not a curated record.